Penicillium digitatum Pd1 is the source of this 141-nucleotide messenger RNA. Lineage: Eukaryota; Fungi; Ascomycota; Eurotiomycetes; Eurotiales; Aspergillaceae. The record is from RefSeq and is a predicted model, not a curated record.
AUGCGUUUCAUCUCACAGAAUACGUCCCUCCCAGUCCCGAAAAUCCUCUGCACUUUCACACAUAGAGAUUGUUCUUACACUUUGAAGGAAAGGAUUAAAGGAGACAUGAUUGGCAUCGGCUGGGUCAAUCGAAGUGAAUAA